Molecule: messenger RNA, 417 nt
Organism: Paramecium tetraurelia
Lineage: Eukaryota; Ciliophora; Oligohymenophorea; Peniculida; Parameciidae
Exons: 1
Source: RefSeq, a predicted model, not a curated record
AUGUAAGCAUUUCUUCACUUUAAUUGUCUUAAUUAAAAGGAAUUUCUUAAAUAAAAUUAAUUAAUUCUCAUAAUAUGUAAUUUGGAAAAAAAAAAAUGUGCUCAUAAAUUACUAAAUACAAUUAAGUGUGAUAUCCCAAUCAAUUUUAAAGAUUGGAAUUGUAACAAAUAGUUGUCAUAUAAUUACAUAGAAUAUUCAUUAUAUAUAUAUAAUAACUAUAUCAAAAUCUUGUUAAUUUACGUAUCAUUUCUGUUUGCCCUAUAUUCUUAUUUGUCUAAUUAACUAUUAAGUUAUUUUAUGUUUUUCAUAAAAUUAAUUGUUUAAUUUAGAAAUUAAUUUACUACAAAAUUCUAUUAUUUCUAUAAUAUAUCUAAAUAUAUAUAUACUUUAGCAUAAUAGAAUUCAAAAAAAUUGUGA